AUGGCGCUCAGGGAGAUGCUUGUUGUUAUGGGUUUCAACUCUCAGUCCGGUGAUCCACAGCUUGUUCCACACGCGCCGCCACCUUGCUCCCUUGCAGAGAACCUGGACCCACAUACCAAGCAUUUGAAUUUAAAUUCAAAUCAUCUCACAUCCAAUCAGCCCCCUGCAUGCACUGCUGACACCCCACGUGCUCCAUCACAGAACCAGUUUGACCAAACUGCACCUACUCCUGAUUUCAAGCUCCUUUUCAUUCCCAAUUGUAAGCCUGUAAGCCUUAAACUUUGGCAAGAAGAUGUACCCUCUCCACAAAUUAACUCCAUUGAAACCCAAUCAAUUUGGGUUAAACUCUUCAACGUACCCCUCCGUCUGUGGUUCCCAAAGGGUUUAAGUUAUGUGGCAAGUGCUAUUGGCAAACCUCUUUUUGUGGAUGCCAUUACACAGAGCAUUGACAGGAUUGAUUAUGUUCUCGUGUGUGUUGAACUUAAUUUACAUUCCCCUUUACCCUCCUCCUUCACAGUGAGAACAAAUAAUAACAAAAAAGUUCAAGUUACUGCUCAAUACCCCCAUAAGCCAAGUAUAUGUACACACUGUAAGGUGUUUGGUCAUGCCACUGAUCAAUGCACUAGAAGAGUUGAUGAUUUGGGUCCAUCCGCUAACAGUGGGAAGGACCAAUCUGACCAAUCUUGGCAGCUCAUUAUUAGGAGGAAAAACAAUCACCCAUCUUCUCAAUGUCACCCUAUACCAAACCCUUUCCCUGCUCCCACUAACAGUUCCCGUGUGGAUGAGGCCUCCACUUCCCACACUUCUAAGCUUGCACUGAUCACACAAUCUGAAUUGUCACCCAAUGGUGAGGUCCAACCACAACCCCAUCCGGCACAUGAAGAAUCACAGCCUCAUUCUGCUGAUCCAAGAUCAACACCCACAACCAAGUAUUCAACUAAGUUUAAAGAUGGUUGUGUUGUACCAACUAAAUCUAUUCCAAUUAGCAAUUCCUUUGGUUCUUUGGGAAUGAAUGACACUAUUGAGGAACAAGAGUCCCCUGCUGAAGAUGACCAUUUUUCAGAGGAAGAAGAUGACAUUGUUUCUGUUUCAAACCAUAAAAAUUAUGAUCCUGCCUACUCUCCCAUCCUCAACAAGGCACUCAAAUCUCGAAAACCAAACCAAGGGAAACACUCCAAAGCCAAAACAAAGAUAUGUCAAGAGAAUGUUGUUGUAGUUCACAGAAAUAUUGCACCUACAUGGAGUAUAGUUUGUAAUUAUCAGUACUCUACCCUUGGGAGAGUUUGGAUCUUAUGGAAUCCAAUGCUGGUGUCUAUCUUCCCCACAUUCAUGAAUGGUCAAGUGAUUAAUUGUUCAGUUUGGAUUCAUAGUUUGAACACAAAAUGUUUAGCCUCUUUUGUUUAUGGAGUUAACACUGCUGUUCAGAGAGUUGCUCUUUGGAGAGCCCUGCACUUCCACAAUGAUCCUGGAGAACCAUGGAUUCUCAUGGGGGAUUUCAAUGUUCUACUUCAUGUGAAUGAAUCUUUUGGGGGUGCCAAUAGAUGGACUCAAGGGAUGUUGGAUUUUAAGGAUUGUUCGCACAAAAAUGAGUUAGAAGACUUGAGAUUCACUGGCAUUCAGUUUACAUGGACCAAUAAUAGCUUUGGGUGUGCUAACAUAUCAAGGAAACUGGAUAGGGUUUUGGUAAACUAUGCAUGGAUGAAUAGGUUUGCUCAAGCUACUUGUGAAUUUCUACCUCAUGGUGUGUCAGACCAUUCUCCUAUGCUUGUUGUUCUUGGUGAAAUCUCUCCUAGAAAGAAUUUACCCUUCAGAUUCUUUAAUUUCUGGGUGCUUAAUGAGAAAUUCAUAGAUAUUGUUUUCCAUGGUUGGCAAAAAGAAGUCUUUGGCACUAAGAUGUUCUGUGUGGUACAAAAGCUGAGAGCAUUAAAAUACCCUUUGAAACUACUCAACAAGAUAGCUUUUGGUUCUAUUUCACAAAAGGUGGAUACUUGCAGAAAAGAGCUGUCACAGUGCCAAGCUAAUUUGGAUCUCAAUCCUGCAAAUGACCAUCUUCGAUCACAGGAAAAGGAGUUGGCAGCUAAGUUCAGUGAACUUUGUUUGGUAGAGGAGAUUUUUUACAAGCAGAAAGCGCAAAUCCAUUGGCUUAAAGUUGGGGACCAGAAUACUUCUUUCUUUAUGAAAUCAUUCUCAUCCAAAGCUAACAGAAGGAAGGUGGUUUCAAUUAAAGACUCAUUAGGGAAUACUGUCCAAGGUUUGGAUUUAAGGAAUGAAUUCCUCAAUUACUUCCAAAACCUUCUUGGUCAGAGCUAUAGCUCUUAUCCAGGUAUGUCCUCAUUCUCUAAUAUUAUUACUAAGACUAUUCCCUCCAGCCUCAUCCCUAUCUUCACUGCCAUACCAACAUACAUGGAAAUACAGAAGACCAUGCUUUCAUUCAACCCCUACAAAAGCCCUGGUCCGAAUGGGUUUAACUCAUGCUUCUUCACUCAUGCUUGGCCAAUUAUUGGCCAAGAUAUCACUGAAGCAAUACAGGAUUUUUUCAUUUCAGGAAGACUGCUUUCUGAAAUAAAUUGCUCAUACAUUGCACUUGUCCUUAAGACACCUAACCCUUCAUCUGGUAAAAGAGGUGUUCGGCAAGGGGAUCCCAUCUCCCCUUUAUUGUUUGUUCUUGCAAUGGAAGUUAUGUCUCUUUCUCUUGCAAAUGCAAUCUCAACCAACCCUUGUUUCAAGUAUCACUGGAGAUGUAGUAAGUUCUCCAUCUCUCACCUUGCUUUUGCUGAUGACUUGCUGCUUUUCUCCUUUGGUAAUGUGGCUUUAGUCCAAGUGCUUCACAAUGCACUGUCAAAUUUCCUCCUUAUCUCUGGUCUCUCAAUCAAUUGUUCUAAAAGUCAGGUUUUCUUCUCUGGUGUGGAUGGGUAG
Messenger RNA from Cornus florida, 2916 nucleotides. RefSeq lists its product as uncharacterized. Bases 1 to 2916 code for a protein of 971 amino acids. Lineage: Eukaryota; Viridiplantae; Streptophyta; Magnoliopsida; Cornales; Cornaceae. The transcript is spliced from 5 exons. The record is from RefSeq and is a predicted model, not a curated record.